CUUUGUCUUAAAAAGCUAGACUAUAACGAACAAGGCAUCUUUGUGUUUUACAGGGAAGGAAAGAGCAGUUUCAAAUGUGUUUUAGAAAGGAGCAUUUGGGAAAAGAGGGGGUGGAAACCCAAAGGAGAAACAGGAAAACGGUUAAGGCUUCAUCGCUGCAGCUGGGGGACGUGGAGCUCCAAAUCCCUUCAGCACAGUGGUCACUGGCGGGGGCUGAAGGAUGACUGGAGCUUGCGCUGUGGGUAUUUCUGAGCUCGUUCGUGGUUCCACCGUGCGGCUCAGCACCUGAGGAGGGAAGUGACGCUGCUUGGGGGGUGAGGAUGGUGUGUGUGUGCAGGUUAAAUUAACUCUGUCCUGCCGAGUCUUCAGGACCUGGCAGCUGCACCUUCACUGUUUUAAUUGCAGCUCUCUCUCUUGUUGUUUGGGUGGUGACGAACGCCAGGAUUAAGAAUGGAACCCGACAAGUGAAAAUUGAAUUCGGAUUAGCCCCAGUUUCAUUAAUGUAUUCAUAAGGCUGUGAUUAUAUGAAAUUUUGUUUCCACAACCUGUACUUAGUUAUCAGGUGUCCAUUCAGUUUUAAUUGACAAUAUAAGAUUCCUGUGGUUACCCUGAGUACAGAUUGCCUAGGGCUGCACAGGGUCUGAAUCAGGCAGUUGGAAAAGAGGGGAUGAAACCCGCUGAGAAGGGGGGGACAUGUGGUUAGUGUUGCCUUCUCUGCCUAGGAGGAGAAACCCCCUCUCAGACAAGAGCUGCUCUCCAGCCAAGAAUUCCAAACUCGCAGAGGAACCUGUCUCGCGCACAAAAGUUGUUUUAACACGAUGCAGGAUUGUCACAGUAAUUAGUGCAAUCUCCGCUCACUGACUGGCAGUUUUCACAGAAAGGACGGGGGGCAAAGGGUGCAAAUUCAUCUUUCCUUCCCAGCAGUCCACUCUGGAUGACCUGCUUCUGAGUGUGUGUGGGGGCCGUGUGCGUGGGGGGCAUGUCUUCAGUUGCUCAGUGCUCAUCUUGGCUUGUUUUAGGGAGUGCGGUUUAUUACCCUGCCUUGACAGGCGAGGAAGGACUUUUGGGGGGGCCCCCAUCUCUAUUGCGCCCCCUUUUAACUUUGAUUUCUAUUAUGUUCCCGGGCAAGCAGACUCCUAAUAUAUCCAGGCAAUAUUUUUGUUUAUUUGUGACGGAUAAAAUGCUCCCAGAACCCACUGAAUCCAAAAAUGGGAACUUAACAGCCUUAUGCCAGGAGCAAUAUGGCUUUAGACUAUUUUUGAAAAUUUGAUUACUGUUGUGUUAUGUUUAUUUUGAGUUGGUUCUAAGAUUCUUAUGUGAAACCCCUCCCUUUCCCCCCCCUCCUCUUUUGUAUGGACUGAAUAAUUUUUCUGGCAGGGAGUAAGAUAUAAGCUCAUUGGGUCUAAACCCCUUGCAGGCUAGGUUACAGUGUGCUCUACAGAAGUGUGCUGGAAAUGGUAAUAGGAAUAGUAUAGUAGUAGCAGUAGCAGUCGUUUGUAGUAAUCAUACUGAUCCCUGUUUGGAAACACCACUGGUAGGCCGACUGCUACGAGGGGGGUGGGCAGCAGUUUCUUUGGACCCAUCAGAUUGUUCAUCAUAUGUGCGUAAAGGGCAAUAAUUUAUUAAAAUGCAUUUUCAGGUAUUGCUGAGAUCCUUUAGUAAUUGUUGUAGUGUUUAUAAAAGAAAUCAUAGAAGGUGUUUGUUUUCCCAAUUGCUAGGAUUCCAAGAUUUAACAAGUGUUGUUUGGGAAGGGAAGAAUUUGGUGAGGAAUCUUGGGCUUCCUUUCUCUUUGGGGACACAUACUUCUUGGGUGAGGAUUCUGUAGGGCUUCCAAGGGAAAGGCCCAGCAGAGACGGCAGCAUUUUCCUGUGCAGGGUCCAGGCGAACCAGGGUAGGGUGGACAUUCACUCAGGGGCCUCUGAGUAGGUGGUCUUUCUGUAGAAAACUUGGUGGCUAUUUGGCAGUGGUUGACUCCCUCUUUGGAGAAGUGUGGACACCUAGAGUGCGGGCUACCGAGAUGUCCUGGGCAGCACAGCUUAGUCAUUGUGAAAGAAUGUAUGAGGCAUGGGGUGGCCCCUGAAUUCUGCCUGACACAUUUGUUUUCCCCAAAAUAGAAUUGAGUUUGAGAGCUAGAGCCCAGUUACUAGAACUGUCGGGGGCUUGUCCACCUGUGGCAGUCUUGUGGCUUCUCAUAACCCUUUCUCUCACACGCUCUUCUCUGGCCUACAUGUUGCGAUUCUGAUGACUUUUUGCAGCACAGUUAAUUUUCCUGCUCAGCACACUGGCUUCCUUUAUGUCUUAAUGGACAUCCGUCUCCCCUGUUCAUGUCACUGAUUCUCACUCCUAGCCCCCUCCCCACUCCCUUUUUGCUUAUUGAAUAGGGCUUUUUUUUUUUUUUAACUUUACCUUAGAUUAUUAUCAUCUUAACCAUAGCAACAAAUAAAAAUACAUGGGUCUUGAUUGAAUGCCACUGCUGCACUUCAAUCUAGGAAGGUUUGUCUGCUUUUCAUAAACUGCUUAAGAUGUUUCCUUGUAGUUUGUGACAUAAGCAGAACGCUUUGAUUUGAUUUCUUUCUACAGCUCCAUUUUCAGUCCGGGAGCACACAUUACUCUUCGUACAAAACGAUUGAACACCAGAUUGCAAUUCAGUAUUUGCAGAUGAAAUGGCCGCUGCUUGAUGUCCAGGCGGGGACCCUCCAGAGCAGACAAGCCCUCAAGGAUGCCCGCUCUCCGUCGCCGGCACACAUUGUCUCGAACAAAGUGCCCGUGGUGCAGCACCCUCACCAUGUCCACCCUCUCACGCCUCUUAUCACGUACAGCAACGAACACUUCACCCCCGGAAACCCGCCUCCACACUUACCAGCCGACGUAGACCCCAAAACAGGAAUCCCACGGCCUCCGCACCCUCCAGACAUAUCUCCGUAUUACCCGCUCUCGCCCGGCACCGUAGGACAAAUCCCCCAUCCGCUAGGAUGGUUAGUACCACAGCAAGGUCAGCCAGUGUACCCAAUCACAACAGGAGGAUUCCGCCACCCCUACCCCACAGCUCUGACUGUCAACGCUUCCAUGUCCAGGUUCCCUCCCCAUAUGGUCCCACCACAUCACACUCUCCAUACGACCGGCAUCCCCCACCCGGCCAUCGUCACGCCAACAGUCAAACAGGAAUCCUCCCAGAGUGACGUCGGCUCCCUCCACAGCUCAAAGCAUCAGGACUCCAAAAAGGAAGAAGAAAAGAAGAAGCCCCACAUAAAGAAGCCUCUUAAUGCGUUCAUGUUGUAUAUGAAGGAAAUGAGAGCAAAGGUGGUCGCCGAGUGCACGUUGAAAGAGAGCGCGGCCAUCAACCAGAUCCUGGGUCGGAGGUGGCACGCGCUGUCGAGAGAAGAGCAAGCAAAAUACUACGAGCUGGCCCGGAAGGAGCGACAGCUUCACAUGCAGCUGUACCCCGGCUGGUCCGCACGGGAUAACUACGGGAAGAAGAAGAAGAGGAAAAGGGACAAGCAGCCCGGGGAGACCAACGAACACAGCGAAUGUUUCCUAAAUCCUUGCCUUUCACUUCCUCCGAUUACAGACCUGAGCGCUCCUAAGAAAUGCCGAGCGCGCUUUGGCCUUGAUCAACAGAAUAACUGGUGCGGCCCUUGCAGGAGAAAAAAAAAGUGCGUUCGCUACAUACAAGGUGAAGGCAGCUGCCUCAGUCCACCCUCUUCAGAUGGAAGCUUACUAGACUCGCCUCCUCCCUCCCCCGGCCUGCUAGGCUCCCCUCCCCAGGACGCCAAGUCACAGACUGAGCAGACCCAGCCGCUCUCGCUGUCCCUGAAGCCCGACCCCCUGGCCCACCUGGCCCUGAUGCCGCCGCCCGCCCUCCUGCUUGCCGAGGCCGCCCACGGCAAGGCCCCCGCCCUCUGUCCCAACGGGGCCCUGGACCUGCCCCCCGCCCUGCAGCCGCCCGUCCUGCCCCCCUCCUCCGUCGCCCAGCCUUCGACAUCUUCCGUACAUUCCCACGGCGCCCUGGCCGGGCCCCAGCCCCAGCCGCUCUCCCUGGUCACCAAGUCUUUAGAAUAGCUUUAGCUUCCUUGGCCCUGGUUGUUUUGUGUAGUGUUUCAUUUUGCUUUUCUCUAUCUUCUCCCCCCUCUUGGGAAAGGUUUCGUUUUUGUACUCUUUAAUUUUGUGCCACGUGGCUACAUUAGUUAAUGUUUAUCGAGUUCAUUGGUCAAUAUUUGACCCAUUCUUAUUUCAAUUUCUCCUUUUAAAUAUGUAGAUGAGAGAAGAACCUCAUGAUUCUACCAAAAUUUUUAUCAACAGCUGUUUAAAGUCUUUGUAGCGUUUAAAAAAUAUAUAUAUAUACAUAACUGUUAUGUAGUUCGGAUAGCUUAGUUUUAAAAGACUGAUUAAAAAACAAAAAGGGAAAAAAAAAAAAAAAGCAGCCGUUUCGAAGCAGCCCUCCCGAAGGAGUUGGUUCUGUAUUAUUUGUAUUAAAUACGAGCUUGCGAACCAAUCAUUUUACAUCUGGUUUUUAAACCACAAGGGCACCACGAAUGCAGUGCCGCUACUUCUCUUUCUUCCGUGUGAAACGACUUUUAUUGUGAUGUUACUUGUUAUUGUUUAAAUGUACAGAAACAAAGGGUUAAAAUGUGUUAAUAUACCUUGUUCCAUGGUGUUGUUCUUUUGGGGGGAGGGGUUGCUACUCAACAAUGAAUGGAAUCACAGCGCUGUCGGACCAGUAGUAUUUAUUGCUUUAGAGAUUGCUCGUCGAACCUGUAUGUCGUCCCCUUUAAGAUAUGUUUUCCUUUUCUCUUGAAACUGUAUAAAGUCUUUUUCCCCCUUAGCAUCAGCAUCUUAUAUAUAACAACUCAUUUGUACAAGGUUUUUAAGUUUAUAUAUAAAAUGUGUAUAUAUAUUUUUUUGUUUCCAUUUUCGACGACUUUAUUUUUUUUUCCCCUGUAUGAAACCCAGAUUCCGCCAAAUGGACGUGAAUAGUUGCAUUAAAGGAUCAGUAGCAUUAACAGAAGUUGCUUUAAAAGCCAUUAUGUGAAACAAGACUUGAAAAUUAGGGAGGGAAUUUUAGCGACGCUGUAUGAGCGACGGUGGGGACCGUCCCGUUUCCCCUUUGAACUCACAGUCGAAUGCCCUGCACCCCGAGGACGUGGACUGACUGUGCAAAACUUUAUGUGCCAAAAUUCUCAGUGACUCUAGCUUUCUCCCUCUUUUCCGAUGCUGUAAUUUUUGUUCAUCAUGUUUUGCUGUGAUGUUACAUAGGUAGAUUUGUGUGUAGUUUUAAUGUCACCUAUAACAAGAUGUGUUUGGUAGCAGAUUGUCCAGAAAAAGCAUUUUAAAUGAAGAGGUAUAAACCCUUAAGGGCCAAAAUUCUGUAUAUUAGAUUACUCUUAAAAGGAAAAAAAACCCAGCUGCCGCUUUUAUGUACACGUACGACGUACAAGUAGGUAGCAGACUUUAAAAAUAAAAAAAACCUAGGCAUGUUGAUGUUGCAAAAUGCUGUAUAAAGCUGAAACCUGUUCAUUCAGUGCCAUUGUAGUUGACAUGAAGCGAUUGUAAAACUGUCUCCGAUUUUUCUCUGGUUUAUUAAGAUGCUAACGAUAACAUUUUUUUUUUUUU
Molecule: messenger RNA, 5610 nt
Organism: Miniopterus natalensis
Lineage: Eukaryota; Metazoa; Chordata; Mammalia; Chiroptera; Miniopteridae
Source: RefSeq, a predicted model, not a curated record